AUGCUACUGUUGGUGGGUCUGGCUCUGGCCUUUGUGGUGUUCCUGUUCUCAGUGGCCCUGCUGGUGUUCUGCAGGAGGAGAUCUGUGCCCCCCCCAAAGGAUCGCUGUGAGCAAACAGAGUAUGAGAGCAUCAACGAGGAUGAGAGGGGGAAUCAACAGACAACUCCUCCAGUGCAGAUCUCCACUAUUUACAGCUGCACCUCCUUCACCAACCUGCAAGGAGCUGAUGACUACAGCCUCCUCUCAGCCCACAGCGCUCAGCCAGAAGCUGCAGCCGGCACACCUAAGACCAUCUACGCAGCGGUGGAUUUGUCCAGCAGGGGCUCCCGCCCCACGGUCAGCGCUCCUAGCGGGGAUCCAGACGUGGUGUACUCUGUUCCCCGGCUGGGCGGGGGUUCUGCGCCACGGCGUGCUUCCGAUGAGUGUCUGUACUCCAACGCUGCAGCCGGCACACCUAAGACCAUCUACGCAGCGGCUGCAGCCGGCACACCUAAGCCCAUCUACGCAGCAGUGGAUUUGUCCAGCAGGGGCUCCCGCCCCACGGUCAGCGCUCCUAGCGGGGACCCAGACGUGGUGUACUCUGUUCCCCGGCUGUGCGGGGGUUCUGCGCCGCGGCGCGCCUCCGAUGAGUGUCUGUACUCCAACGUGAGGCUGAUGUGCAGGCCCUCAGCUUCCACUUCUUCCAAAGCACAAAGCCUUCAGGUGUCCUCAGCAGCCGUCUCGGGCUCCUCCUGGUCUGAGAGCGGCUGCAGGUCCCAGCCUGGACCACAGAGAGCUGCCAGCCUCUCUCUGCAGGCAGCAAACAGCUCUUCUGCUCAUGGACUGGAGCUUUUCUAUGGACAGGUUGGAGGAGACGUCACCAUGGAGUGCAGCUUCUCCACAUCUGGAUGGGGGGAGGUGAAGUCAUUCUGCAGAGAAAACCGUGAUGGAGGAAACAAUCUCAUCCAGACAAACUCCAAAACAGCCGAAUGGGGACGAUACAGGAUCCAUUACAGUGAGCAGGUUCUGUCAGUGAGCAUCUCAGGUCUGACCCGGUCCGACUCAGGACGCUACCGCUGUGCUGUGGGCAGAUCUUCACACACAGAUGUGGAGCUGGUUGUAGCUGAGGACAUGCUGCUGUUGGUGGGUCUGGCUCUGGCCUUUGUGGUGUUCCUGUUCUCAGUGGCUCUGCUGGUGUUCUGCAGGAGGAGAUCUGUGACCCCCCCAAAGGAUCACUGUGAGCAAACAGAGUAUGAGAGCAUCAACGAGGAUGACAGAGGGAACCAACAGAAAACUCCUCCAGUGCAGAUCUCCACUAUUUACAGCUGCGCCUCCUUCACCAACCUGCAAGGAGCUGAUGACUACAGCCUGCUUUCAGCCCACAGCGCUCAGCCAGAAGCUGCAGCCGGCACACCCAAGACCAUCUACGCAGCGGUGGAUUUGUCCAGCAGGGGCCCUCACCCCACGGUCAGCGCUCCUAGCGGGGAUCCAGACGUGGUGUACUCUGUUCCCCGGCUGCGCGGGGGUUCUGCGCCGCGGCGCGCCUCCGAUGAGUGUCUGUACUCCAACGUGAGCUUGCUUUCCAGCUGGAUGUUCGGGAUUAACGGCGGAACACCUGAUACGGGGAUUCGCGUGGAUGGCACUGACAGCGGGGAAACCUUCACCAACAAGUCCCGGACAACCACCCCGGACACAGAGCCAUCCGGCGGGACUAUCCGCACCUCCUGCCUGAUAGACGGAGGAGGUAUCUCUGAGGACGCCAUGCCUCCUUAA
This is a messenger RNA of Menidia menidia (Atlantic silverside), 1752 nucleotides long. The record is from the annotation of a GenBank genome assembly. NCBI's taxonomy places the organism in Eukaryota, Metazoa, Chordata, Actinopteri, Atheriniformes, Atherinopsidae.